AUGGGGUCAAAAUGUCAGAUAGGCUCGACCACGUGCGGCGCCUACCACCGUCGCCGUCGUGGCCACAACCGUCGUCCUCUUCUAUUGUCACUUUCUCACAUUUGGGUCCAAAUUUUAUUUAUUGAUGUUCACAUCAUUGAGUUUCCAUUUAAUGGCUUAUUUUACAUUACCAACUAA
Molecule: messenger RNA, 177 nt
Organism: Camelina sativa (false flax)
Lineage: Eukaryota; Viridiplantae; Streptophyta; Magnoliopsida; Brassicales; Brassicaceae
Source: RefSeq, a predicted model, not a curated record